ACCCUUUGGGGAACGCGGGCAGCCGGUGCGCGGCCCCGCGGACCCACCGCGGGCGCGCGCCCUGCACCCCGUCUCCCCCCCACUCCCCGCGCGCGUGCGCGCCCUGCACCCGACUCGACGCCCGUGCGGGCGAAUCAGCUCCGAGGGUCCGCCUGGCCGAUUGACUGACGCGCCCGCCAGCCAAUGGGCGCGUGACGGCCGCCCAAUCACGGGCCGGGGGGCGGGGGUUUGUGGAGCUGGCGGCCGGAACCCCCGAAGAUGGCGGCACCGUUGAAUCAGCAGCAGCAGCAGUUGGCUGCGGCCCAGGCCCAGCAGCAGCUCGUUCAGGCCCAGCAGCUGGCGGCGGUGCAGGCACAGGCUCAGGCACAGGCCGGUCAACCGGCGCUCGCCCAGCAGCAGCAGCAACAACAGCAACAACAACAACAACAACAACAGGCUCAGCAGCAGGACGACCCUGUGGCCAAGUUCAAGCUACUGAUCCCACAGCUGAAGGAUUCGCUGCAGAAUCUAAUGAGGAUUGCAGCUCAAAACUUGUCCCAAAACACAACUAUUGAUAAUGGACAGAAGAGCAGUGAUACCGCAUUGCAGCGCUUCGAUAAGAGCUUAGAGGAAUUCUACGCUCUCUGUGACCAGGUGGAACUGUGUCUGAGGCUGGCUUUCGAAUGUCUAUCCCAGAGCAUCGACAGUGCUAAACACUCACCCAACCUGGUUCCCACUGCAACCAAGCCUGACACGGUGCAGACGGAGAGCCUGUCAUACACCCAGUACCUCAGUAUGAUCAAGUCACAGAUCUCCUGUGCUAAGGACAUUCAUAAUGCCCUCCUGGAGUGCUCAAAGAGGAUUGCCAGCAAGGGGCAGAUCUGAGCAGCAAUGCAGCGUCUACAGUCUGAUUCUGGGUCCUCUGGAAUUAGCAUUUCCAUGAACCUCUGCUGUAUCACCACGGGUAUUGUCCAAGUGGUGGGAUGUAUAGGCAUCUCCCAGUCCAUUGUCUGCCUGUUUAGUGUAUAGGUUCUCUGAACCUCCACCUUCUGCAGUUGACAUUCUGUGCUGUGGUCUGUUCCUGUUUUCUCAGUGGGGUUAGGGGCAUGCGUGCCAUAAGCGGUCCUAUUCCAUCUUUCAGAGUGAUACUGCAUGUUCACCCUCUUAAACAAGCUCAGUUUGUCUCUUAAGUUAAGUAGCACAUUCGGACGUGACAAAUUCCAGCUCAUUAUUGCAAAGGCCUGCACCUAGCUGUGUGUAUGUGGGACUGAGAGAGCAGGAUUGUGGUCAGUUAGAGGACGACAGCAAAUGCAGCUUUGCUGAAUUCCUCUCCUCCUUUGAAUGAAAGGAGUGUUAGCCUUUUAGCCCCUUGAGUCUUUGCCACAGUUCCUUUAGAUCACUGCCACUCUGCAUCUUAAUUCUAUUUGAUGCAUGCCCCAUUCUACCCUGACCUAGAAACCUAUCAGCCUCAGCUGUGGAAGCUGCAGUGCAUGUCCAGCAUCCACAACCUUUUAGGAAAGGUGGCUCCAGAUUUCCUUGGCCCCUUGUAUGAAAUUGUGAGCUGACUGGCCAAGGUUUGAGGCCCUAGUUCUCUCCAUCCACCCAACCAACAGUUUUUAUACUUUUAUAAACCUUCAUUAGAUCAUCCUCUUUUUUUUAGUUUAGAGUAAACACAAGCACAGUUUCCACAAUGUACCUUUGUGAUUUGCUCCUACCACCCAUAUUGUCACCAUCACUUUGCUGAUUGUAGCUGCAGUCUGACUUUCCAUCCCCACGCCUGCAGAGGUUGAUAACUGGGACAUCCUGGGAGCUCCCUCUUACUGUACAUUUGUUCUCCUGACUCUCUGAUGACAGGUUCACAUGGUGUAAAGAUACUGUAUCUCACUGUUGUGAAAUAAAUGAUUAGAGGCUAGGAAUCCUCCAGCAAACACCAGGGUGACCGGAGGGUCAAUCCCAGUCUGCUCUUAAUGUUCCCUAAAUUACUGCUGACUGAUUCACUCUUCUCUUUUGUGCAAGAGAGACUGACUGUUAAGUUAUGACCAGCUUAACUUGGCCUGAUUACAGGCAGCAAGUGGUGCAGGAGAAGUUUCAAGCUCAUUUCUCUAAUAAAGUGUCCUGUGAAUAUUAAUAUCUAUAUAAAGUGAUAUGUGUAAAUUUCCUACUACAUCUUUGAUGUUGGUGUAUCUUUAUAUUGAUUG
Messenger RNA from Pristis pectinata (smalltooth sawfish), 2177 nucleotides. It is a transcript of the gene med29, whose product is annotated as mediator complex subunit 29. Gene Ontology annotation, cellular component: mediator complex. Gene Ontology annotation, molecular function: transcription coregulator activity; transcription factor binding. Lineage: Eukaryota; Metazoa; Chordata; Chondrichthyes; Rhinopristiformes; Pristidae. Gene Ontology annotation, biological process: regulation of transcription by RNA polymerase II. The record is from RefSeq and is a predicted model, not a curated record.